This is a messenger RNA of Aethina tumida (small hive beetle), 1983 nucleotides long. RefSeq names its product pescadillo homolog. Gene Ontology annotation, cellular component: PeBoW complex; nucleolus. Gene Ontology annotation, molecular function: RNA binding. Gene Ontology annotation, biological process: maturation of LSU-rRNA from tricistronic rRNA transcript (SSU-rRNA, 5.8S rRNA, LSU-rRNA); ribosome biogenesis. The transcript is spliced from 3 exons. The record is from RefSeq and is a predicted model, not a curated record. Lineage: Eukaryota; Metazoa; Arthropoda; Insecta; Coleoptera; Nitidulidae. The coding region runs from base 84 to 1931 and encodes 615 amino acids.
GUUUUCUAUGUGGUCCUUUUAUCCAUAACCUCAAACGCACGUGUUAUGGUUUCAGAAUAGUGUAGUGUAAAAAUUUGUUUACAAUGGUCGCAAAACAGAAAAAGAAGUAUUCAACAGGUGAAGGAGCGCAGUUUAUGUCGCGCAAGCAAGCGCUGAAAAAACUGCAGUUGUCGCUUAAGGAUUUCAGACGUUUAUGCAUCAUAAAAGGCAUCUACCCCAGAGAGCCCCGUAAUAGGAAGAGAGCACAGAAGGGCCACACUGGAAUAAAAACGUUGUACCAUGUCAAAGACAUACAAUUUUUGCUCCAUGAACCCAUCAUUUGGAGGCUUCGUGACUAUAAGAUUUUCAACAAGAAAGUAGGACGUGCCAGGGCGACUAGAGAUUUUGAAAAAUUGAACAGAUACUUGAACAAUCAUCCUACACUUAAGCUGGAUCAUAUAGUUAAAGAAAGAUAUCCAACAUUUAUUGAUGCUUUGAGAGACUUGGAUGAUUGUCUCACUUUGUGCUUCUUGUUCAGCACUUUCCCUUCACUUAAACAUGUGCCAAGAGAUCAGUCUGCACUUUGUCAAAGAUUAACCAUGGAAUUUUUGCAUGCUGUCAUUGAAGCUAAAGCAUUGAGGAAGGUUUUCAUAUCGAUUAAAGGGUAUUACUUCCAAGCUGAAAUUAAGGGUGAAACUGUUACUUGGAUUGUUCCACAUCAUUUUGCAUUUGAACCGCAGCAAAGAGCAGAAGUUGACUUUAAAAUUAUGUCCACAUUUGUUGAGUUUUACACAAUUAUGUUAGGGUUUAUUAAUUUUAGACUCUACCAUUGGUUGAAUUUGUAUUAUCCACCAAAAUUCUCUUUAGCUGCACCCUCAGAAGCAGAAAAAGCACUGGUUGAUGAAAAUGUGUAUGUGGCUGAAAGAAUUGCAGCACUCAAUUUUCCAUUGUCAAAAAGUUCAAAUGAAACAGUGGAAGAAGAAGUAGAAAUAGACAACUUCAACACCGAAGAAAGUCCGGAGAAAAUUGAGGAACUUAAGAAAGAACAAGAGAAAAUCAAGAGAUUAAAAACACUUUUUAAAGGCAAAAAAUUCUUCUUAAACAGAGAAGUACCAAGGGAACCUUUGGUAUUCAUUAUUCGUUGUUUUGGAGGUGAAGUCUCCUGGGACAAGACCCUUUUUGUAGGCGCUACUUUUGACGAAAAUGACGAAUCCAUCACUCACCAGAUAGUUGACAGGCAGUCAAUGAGCAAGCACUAUAUUUCACGGUACUACAUUCAACCCCAAUGGGUGUUUGACUGUGUUAAUGCAAGGGAAUUGUUGCCAGUUAACAAAUAUUUUAUGGGCGAAAUUCUACCCCCACACUUAUCACCAUUUAUUGAUAAGGACAGAGAUCAGCAGUACAUUCCACCAGAGGAGAGGGCAUUGUUGGAUCCUUCCCUUUUGGAACAGAUGCAUAAGAAGGAUGAGCAGGAGGUGAAUGGAGAAGGUGAUGAUGAUGAAGAGGAUGAAGAUGAAGAAAAUGAAGGUGAGGAUGAUGAAGAAGGUGAAGGUGAGGAAGAUGAAGAAGAAGGAGAGGAUGAUGAAGAGGAGGAAGAAGCUGCUGGAUCAAAGAAACCCAAAUUGUCAGUAACACCUGGAGAGGUUUAUAAAGAAGUACCAUGGGAGAAGAAUAGGCAGGAAAGACAAGAGUUCAGAUUGAGAGAAAAGAUGAUAAAGAAAAAACAUAGGAAAUUAUAUAAGAGUAUGAUGGAAGGAAAGAAAGACAGGGCAAAGGAGAUUUGGUUGUUGCGCAAGAAAAGGCGACUACAUGAUGAAAAGGCUGCAGCUGAGAAGAAGUCAAAGAAGCAGGCAGUUAAGAAUGAAUCUAAACAAUCAGUUUCAGAGAAAAAGGUUAAGAAACAGAAACCUACCAAUAAUACAGUGAAGAAAACCAAGAAAUCUAAGAAUUGAGUUAUGAAUGUUUGUUACUGUAUAUUUAUAAUAAAAAUAAUUUUAUAUUGUA